UGUACUGCAUCAGGUUGUUGAAUGUUGAUCGAGGGAAUGUUUGUGUAGAAGUAUGAGAUGUCCUGACGAAGUCUGGAAAUUGCAUCUAUCCUGAUUGCGCGUUAAGACGCCAGGAUAACACAACACAGAAAUACAUGAAAGUUUAAUUAGAUCCAAUUCUGAAUACAAAAUGGCUUCAGGGGGAGGGAAUUCCAAUGGAAAAGGAAACGAUAAGCGUCUUGAAGAACACACAGUUGAGAGCCUGGCGGAGGUGUUCCGAUGUUUCAUCUGCAUGGAAAAGCUGCGGGAUGCCCGCCUCUGUCCCCACUGCUCCAAGCUGUGCUGCUUCUCCUGUAUCAGGAGAUGGCUGACGGAGCAAAGGUCUCAGUGCCCCCACUGCAGAGCAUCGUUGCACCUCCAUGAGCUGGUCAACUGCCGGUGGGCGGAGGAGGUGACCCAGCAGCUGGACACCUUGCAGCACUGUGCCCCGCCCCCUCGCACAGACAACGUGGAGAAGGAUCACUGUGAAGAGCACCAGGAGAAGGUGACCGUCUACUGCUGGACGUGCAAGAUCUGUAUCUGCCAUCAGUGUGCCCUCUGGGGAGGGACGCACUCCGGUCACACGUUCAAGCCGCUGGACUCCGUGUACGAGGAGCAUGUCAAGAAGAUCACGAUGGACAUGACCCAGCUGAGACGGAAGCACGUGGAACUCAUCAGCCUUGUACAGGAUGUGGAGCGGAACAUCGAGAGUGUGAAGAACGCCAAAGACGAGAGAGUGAGGGAGAUCCGCAAUGCCGUGGAGCUGAUGAUCGCCAGGCUGGAGUCCCAGCUGAAGAGCAAGCUGAUGACACUUAUGGGUCAGAGGAACCAGCUGUCCCAGGAGACAGAGAUGCUGGAGUCGGUCAUCCAGAAGGUCAACCACAAGCUCACCAUUAGCAGCAAGAGUGAACUCAUCCUGGAGACGAAGGAGUUGCUGGAGCUCUUCCGUCACGUCCAUCGCCGGCCCAUGGGGUCCUUCGUCACUGCCCCUGUACCUGCAGACUUCACCAGUGAGAUUGUCCCCCAGUACGACACCAGCACAUUUGCCAUGAAGAACUUCAGCGUGUUGCGACAGCGAGCUGACCCCUUCUACAGCCCCCCUCUCAAUGUGUCGGGGCUCAGCUGGAGGCUCAAGGUCUAUCCGGAUGGAAAUGGUGUGGUGAGAGGGAACUACCUGUCUGUCUUUCUGGAGCUGUCUGCUGGCCUCCCGGAAACAUCCAAAUACGAGUACAGAGUGGAGAUGGUGCACCAGGCCUCUCGAGACUCCAGCAAGAACAUUGUACGAGAGUUUGCUUCUGACUUUGAAGUUGGAGAGUGCUGGGGCUACAACCGAUUCUUCCGUCUUGACCUGCUGGCCAGUGAGGGUUACCUCGACACGGAGAACGACACUCUCAUCCUCCGCUUCCAGGUCCGACCUCCGACCUUCUACCAGAAGAGCAGAGACCAGCAGUGGUACAUCAGUCAGCUGGAGGUGGCCGGGUCCCAGUACAUACAGCAGAUCAACGACCUCAAGGAGACUACUGUCAUGUCCUCAACCAAAGAUAUGGGCCCCUUUUUUCAGCGACUCCUGUUGGAAAUGUCGAGAAACUCCACUGGGAAGAAAACUGGCAAUGCAGAGUCUCCCCUGAUGAUCUCCCAGUCUGACAGUCCCCUCCCCCACCACCCGGUGCUCCACCCCAAGCCACGACACCCCCGCCCCACCGCGGAGAUGGAUGUGGAGCAGACCGACCUGGAACACGAGGAGGAGUCCGACACAGACUCCACAGAGUCUAAUGAGGGACUGAGUGAAGGUGAUAUUGAUGAUCUGGAUGACAUCCACGAAGAAAGUGAGGCUGACGGGGGCCAGGAGAUAGCUGUUGACAACAGCAACGAUGAGAACGACAUCGACGAGGAAACCAUGUCUGUUGACAAUGAUGUUGAAAUCUGGGAGGAGAAUGACCUUGACCGCCUCGGCGCCUCCGCCGCUGUCCUCAAGUGUACAAACAACCUGUCUGGACCGGACAAGAAACAAGAUGAUGAAGCAGUAUUACUACAGUUUUUAGAAAGCCACACAACAGACUUGGACAGAUGGGGCCUGUCCUCCAUGUCUGCAUCAGGGAGUUCAGAUGGACUAGCAGACAGCCCCCGGUCAGUGCAGAGCCUCCUGGAGGGAAUCCAGGCCGAGUGGAACCUGACCAAUCUGGCCAAGGAUGAGAACAAGAACAAGGGCAGCCGUAAGGACAAGCAGCCCUUGCUGAGGGACUCCACCCCCACCACGGACGACAUGCUGGAGCACAUCCACGCCCGGUUCUCCGAGCUCGCCGCCACCACCAUGGCCGUCGCCAACUCCGCUGUCACCAGUGAAACAGAAGCCAAGAAAUACAGAUCAGCCAAGAAGAGCAAGAACCCAUUGAAUGCUAUUGUGCAGCCACUGCGGAACUCCUUGGACGAGAAGACUGUGUCCCGGCCGGACUGUGGGAGCAGCGUCUCUGACAAGAAGGAGAAGAAGGAAGACUCCCGCGUGGGUUCAGCCGUAGAUCUCACCACCCCUGCCGUCACCCACGAUGAGCCCCUGUCGCUGAAUCUGGCCGACUUCACCCUGGAAGAGAGUAACCUGCCUGACCUGUCUCUCUGCCUCGACCGAACUGGAGCCGCAAACACACGACCCAGUAAACCCGAGGCUGAGAAGGGGGACAAGAGGAAGACAGCGCCAAUCAAGGGGAUCUCGAGUACCAAAGACACAGUGUCCAGUCACAACUGGUCCUUCAACUACCUGAAGAGUAAGAUGGAGAAGAUGGACAACUCCGCCACCUCGCCGGACGACAAUACUCCGGACCAUCUAGACGGAGCCAGCAACUCUGGUCGCACCUCACCCAACGGGAACUCAUCCGGGGGAGUAGGGCCACAAGUAGAGUUUAGUACACAGAACGUCAGCAAAGACAGACCCGAACCCCCCGACGACCCCUCCGUUGUAUGAUGUCAGCCUUGGGUGUAACUCCUACAUCCCUGACGCUGUCGCUACAUACAGCAUGUGCCAUCUCGAACAACAUCGCUACAGUGGACCACAUCAGUGGGCUGUAUCUUGUUUCCAUUGUGAUUGGGACGAAACUCCAAGUUCCUUCAGGGAGCACAGACUUUGAAUGACCUUGAAUAAUUAGUUCAGUUUAUUCUGUCUGCCACCUUGUAAAUACAGUGCUACCCAGCUUAGCAUGAAGAAGCAUUAGCAGAUAUAAUGAUUCACUGACAUAUCAACCUCUGGUUUUGUCAAGGUCAUCUUUAUGAAAACAAAAUAUUAAAUUAAGCUGGUAGCAUUUUUUGUGACAUACAAAUAAAGUAUGACAACACCAAAAUAUAGGGGGAAAUUUACUAGAAAAGAUUGAAUACCUUUAAAAAGACUUGCCAUCGCCUACAUCUGUAUUAUGAGUUGAUGUUAUGGAUGAUUUAUUGUGUAAAAUUUAGAGGACGAGUGACGGUACAUUCAAGGAACAUAACUGCCAAAAAAAAAAAAGUUUUCAUACAGCAGUUCUGUUAUGUCCCGAUAACGUAGCGUCAUGAGUUAUCUACUUAGGGUAUGAAUAUCUUGCAUUACACCCACUAUAUUCCCAGUGUACUCUCAGUAUGUUCAUCAUAUAUAUAUAUUCUGUGUUAUGAAAUGGGGAAGCCUCAUUGGCCAUUAUCGUUAACAUACAGGGUUGUAUACUUUGUGCUGGACUGUUACAUAUAAUAUACAAUGACAGUGAAGUUAGGAAACAAUUAUUCCACAAUCCCAUUCCAUUAUAUACUACACAAAAGAAGUUCAGGAUCACCCGAUUCUUUCAUAUUACUAUACCGUAGUUAAUUUCUCUGGUAUGACAGAUUAGCCAUUAUAACAUGAAAGAAUCGCGUGGUCCUUAACUUCUUAGGAACACUUCUUAGGAAUACUUCUGAGGAAUACUUCUUAGGAAUACUUCUUAAUAUGUAUAAGCAUGAUAAUGCUUGGAAUAUCUCAGAAAAUCACAUGCCUAUUAAGGAAAACACUAUUAUUUUUGUCAAGCUCGGAAAAGCACUGAGUUUCUGUAAAAAAUGGUCCCUUAGCAUUUACAUAUCUAUUCUGAUCUUUCCCCUAAAGUGAAGAGAAUAUUUUAGAAAUCUCUUCUCUGAGAAGUUAUAUCUUAUAAACUCAUCUCUUUGAAGUCAGGGCCCUGUGAUACAAUGUGAUCGUAGCGCUAAGAUAAUCGUAACUCCAAUACUUUAUCAUAGGUUUAUGUAUGAGUCGUAGCGCUAAGUCGCUUUGUGGAACGAUUAAUGAUUAGGAUUCAUAGAUUUGUUAUUCAGACUUAUUUGUUUUACCUACUUGAGACCUGUUUUGGCCCUACAUAUUUCUUCGCCAGUCAUCAUGACAAGGUUGGUUAUUCCCAUUAUGCCACUAGGAUGCGUUAUGAACAUUUUUUCGGCAGGUUAUUCUUCGUAACGACCCCACAGUUCAAUUCAGGUUUGGCAUUGUUGAGUAAAGCGCAUUGAGUAUCGUGGCUCAUGUGAUAUGGACGCCUCAGGUGAUGUAAAGAAACUCAUCCAUUAUCUUGUGUUCACUCUCAGACUUCCCUGUGCAUAUAACAUAAUUAAAGUACAGUCUAUAGUCUAAGUACCUUGCGUACCAUGAAAAUCAUAUUCAUAUAUAUACAUGUCAGAUUUGGAUAUUGCAUAUGCAUGGGCGCCCACAAAAAGGAAAUAUUCCAAUCCUUUUCCUUUGUAAUAUGACGUGACACCAUAUGAAAUUGGUAUAUGGACAUUUCAGUCUGAAACUCAAGAUCAAGGUAUGAAUUGUAACCCAUGCUUGUCGUAAGAGGCGACUAACGGGAUCGGGUGGUCAGGCUCGCUGACUUGGUUGAUGCAUGUCAUUGUAUCUAAAUUGCAUAGAACGAUGCUCAUAAUGUCAAUCACUGAAUUGUCUGGUCCAGACUGGAUUAUUUACAGACUGAAGUCAUAGCUUGAAUAUUGCUGGGUACAACAUUAAGCAACAAAUAAACAAACAAACAAACAAAUGAAACUGAGGGUAUAUAUAGCCAAUGUAUGGGACCAACAUUCUUGUAGUGUUCACUCUUGUAUUAAUGGUACUCCCACAUCAAACCAUUUCGAUAUUUCUCUCACUUCAAGUAUGUGAUGUGUUCAGUAUUUUUGAAGGGAUGAAAGCGUUGAUUAUACUCACCCAAGUAUAAUCUCCAUAUAAUAAUUACAGUGUAUUGGCAUUAUCAGAGACAUAAUGCUGAUGGGAUUUGGGUAACUUCGCAAGUUACGUCAUUAAGCAGCCAAUCAGUGCCCAGAACACAACAUAUUGCCCAAUCAAAGGGUAGUAUAUCAUAUGGGACCUUUUAGGACAACUGGGAUUUCCAUAUUUUCAAAUUUGGGGAAAACUUGAGAGAAUUUAAAUAGAAAUUCAUUGACAUGGUUUUUAUUUUUCGUAAGUACUUUUUUUUUCUUUUUUUAAAUUUUGAAUUUGAUGUGUGACUAACAUGUGUGAAAGGUUUUUUGAUAGCAUACUUUAUGUUUAGUUUUUAAUUUCAUUUUUACGAAGUAUAAAACUUGUAUGACAAAUGUGGAAAUAGGAAGACAGAGUUUAGCUAUCGUAUAGUGAGUUUGGAAGUUUUGUCCAUACCUGUGUUGUCCAUGGUUAAAGUACCAUGACACCUAAUAUGACUUUUCUGAUUCGAUACCCGAAACUACAAAUAGUAAUGUGUGUCGUUGCAGGUAUUAAUUUAGUUUAUCAGUUUCAUGCUGCAAUUAGACCUGAUUGUCAAAAUGACGGAAUGAUUGACACCUGUCACUCAUCUCAUUCUCCUACAUAGAUCUGUAGCUGCAAUGUCAGAGAGAUGUCAGUUGGUUUUGUUAAGAAUACAAGACUUUCCUCCAGCUUGAAGUUAGCAGGCUGUGAUGAACACUUGUAAAACUCAUCUCACUCACCAAUCUCAUUCAAAUCUGAUCUUACUUCUCGCCACCACUAUUUAAACAAGGAUCUGAACACAUCCCAAUACAGGUCUUGUAAGAACAAACUUUCAUCUGACCAAUCAGGUGUUGCUUACCAGAUCGGGAAAGUGACAGUCGGAAUGUGUUUUCGAAUCACCUCAAGAAGGUUAACACAGGGUGUUCCGAAUCACAAUUACUUUCAAUCGCCAGAAGAAAGAAUUGCCAUAUGAUCUUGGCCAUCUAUUAGACAUUCCAGAAUUUCAUGUGUUUAGGUUUCAAAUUUUUUAUCAAUAUUUUUCAAAGCGUUGU
Haliotis rufescens (red abalone) is the source of this 6246-nucleotide messenger RNA. Its product is annotated as E3 ubiquitin-protein ligase TRIM37-like. Gene Ontology annotation, cellular component: aggresome; peroxisome. Gene Ontology annotation, molecular function: ubiquitin protein ligase binding; tumor necrosis factor receptor binding; zinc ion binding. The record is from RefSeq and is a predicted model, not a curated record. Bases 170 to 2974 code for a protein of 934 amino acids. Lineage: Eukaryota; Metazoa; Mollusca; Gastropoda; Lepetellida; Haliotidae. Gene Ontology annotation, biological process: negative regulation of centriole replication; protein autoubiquitination. The transcript is spliced from 23 exons.